This is a messenger RNA of Drosophila subpulchrella, 2465 nucleotides long. RefSeq names its product V-type proton ATPase catalytic subunit A (gene Vha68-3). NCBI's taxonomy places the organism in Eukaryota, Metazoa, Arthropoda, Insecta, Diptera, Drosophilidae. Gene Ontology annotation, cellular component: lysosomal membrane; proton-transporting V-type ATPase, V1 domain. The record is from RefSeq and is a predicted model, not a curated record. The coding region runs from base 106 to 2358 and encodes 750 amino acids. Gene Ontology annotation, molecular function: ATP hydrolysis activity; proton-transporting ATPase activity, rotational mechanism; ATP binding. Gene Ontology annotation, biological process: proton transmembrane transport; ATP metabolic process. The transcript is spliced from 2 exons.
UUCCAUCAUCACCUUAGUCGUUCUAUCCUUUUUUUUUUGAUUAUUUGACAAAAUUAGUUAAAAGUAUAUAAUUUGGAAACUUGUAUUUGGGUAUUAAGUUAGUAAAUGGAUAACGAAAAGAAGACCUGGAUUGCGCCGCUCACCUCGAACACCAACAGCAAUGUGAGUUCCUUCGACUCCUCUCCGCGGAGCUCGGGCUCCCAGUCGCCAGAUGGCCAGCCGAGGACUCAGGUCCAGCCCCAGCCCAUGACCACGGCCAAGAAGUGCACCUGUCGCACCUGCACCUGCAAGCGGCCCGAGCCGAAACUGGCCUCUAUAUUCCGUCCCUCCAGUAUUCACCCGCCGAUCGAUGUCCGUAGACCAUCUAAAGACAAGGCCGAUUCGGAAAGCUUUUCUUCGCCUCGGAUGUCUUUGCAGUCCAACAGGAGCAUGCACAUUACUAUGGAGCCGUCGAAGAACGAGGACUCCCAUUUUGCGAACGAACAGGUGAUGGACACCCACAAUUAUUCAAUUGACGAGGACGAAGAGGAAGAUGAACCGAACAUGGGACGGAUCUUCGGCGUUUCCGGUCCCGUGGUGAAUGCCGAGGAGAUGGCCGGAGCCGCCAUGUACGAGCUGGUCCGCGUGGGACACUACCAGCUGGUGGGCGAGAUCAUCCGUCUGGAGGGCGACAUGGCCACUAUCCAGGUGUACGAGGACACUUCGGGCGUGAGUGUUGGGGACCCCGUCUACCAGACGGGCAAGCCGCUGUCCGUGGAACUGGGCCCCGGGAUCAUGGGCAGCAUCUUCGAUGGCAUCCAGCGACCCCUGCGGACGAUCAGCGAGCUGACCAACUCCAUCUACGUACCCAAGGGCAUCGAUGUCCCGGCCCUGCCGCGGGACAUCUCGUACUCGUUUACCCCCGCUAAGCUCAAGGUCGAUGAUUUGAUAACCGGCGGGGACAUAUACGGAUCGGUUUUCGAGAAUAGUAUGAUGCACGAUCACCGACUGAUGUUCCCUCCCCGAUGCAACGGGCGGGUCAAGUGGCUGGCCCCGGCGGGAAACUACUGCGUGGACGACGUGAUCGUGGAAACGGAGUUCGAAGACGAGGUCACGCGGCACACCAUGCUCCAGGUUUGGCCGGUGCGCAAGUGUCGCCCGGUGGAGGACAAACUGCCCAGCAACAGUCCCCUCCUGACCGGCCAGCGCGUCCUGGACGCCUUCUUUCCAUGUGUCCAGGGCGGAACCACCGCCAUUCCCGGGGCCUUCGGCUGUGGGAAGACUGUGAUCUCGCAGGCCCUGUCCAAGUACUCGAACUCCGAUGUCAUUAUCUACGUGGGCUGCGGCGAGCGAGGGAACGAGAUGUCCGAGGUUCUGCGGGACUUCCCGCAGCUGGAGGUGGACGUCAACGGGACCAUGGAGUCGAUAAUGAAGCGCACUGCCCUCGUGGCCAACACCUCCAACAUGCCCGUGGCGGCUCGAGAGGCCUCCAUCUACACGGGCAUCACCCUCUCGGAGUAUUUCCGCGACAUGGGCUUCCACGUGUCCAUGAUGGCGGACUCCACCUCUCGAUGGGCGGAGGCGCUGCGUGAGAUCUCCGGGCGUCUGGCCGAGAUGCCUGCGGAUGCUGGCUAUCCGGCCUACCUGGGAGCGCGACUGGCCUCCUUCUACGAGAGGGCCGGACUGGUCAAGUGCCUGGGUUCUCCCGAUCGCGAGGGAUCCGUGUCCAUUGUGGGAGCUGUCUCGCCGCCCGGAGGCGACUUCUCCGAUCCCGUGACCUCCGCCACGCUGAGCAUCGUCCAGGUGUUCUGGGGACUGGACAAGAAGCUGGCCCAGAGAAAGCACUUUCCCUCGGUAAACUGGCUGCAGUCGUACUCCAAGUACAUGCGCACCCUGGACAACUACUACGAGGAGUCCAAUCCGGAGUUCACCCAGCUGCGGGCCAAGGCCAAGAAGGUGCUGCAGGAGGAGGACGACCUGGCCGAAAUCGUCCAGCUGGUGGGCAAGUCGUCGUUGAACGAGGAGGACAAGAUUACGCUGGAGAUGGCCAAAAUGCUCAAGGACGACUUCCUGCAGCAGAACUCGUACAGUGAGUACGACGCCUUCUGUCCCUUCUUCAAGACCAUCGGCAUGCUGAAGAACAUGAUGGCCUUCCACGAGGCGGCCAUCACGGCUGUCCAGAACACGGCCGACCAAGAGGCGCGGGUCACCUGGGGACUGAUCCGCAUCCGGGCCGCCAACGUCCUGUACGAGCUCUCCACGAUGAAGUUCAUCGAUCCCAAGCUGGGCCAAGCGGCUGUCAUGGAGACAAUGGACAAGCUCUACGAAAAUAUCCUGCUAACGUUUCGGGACAUAGAGGAGAACGUCGAGGAUUAUUAACUAUCAGAAAGCCGCGAUUAAAGCAAAAUCACAUUUGUCCUAUCAUGGGUCUUAAAAAUUAUAAGUGUUUUUACAAACUUUUAAUAAAUCCACAAACUGUUCUUAAG